AUGUGUGGCUCCACAAUUCUCUCAAAUGAAUAUGACUGUCUGCAGAUGUCUGCAAUCAUUUGGCUCAAGACAUCAACACGUGGGGAGUUUUCCCCAGGUUUCUUCGCGAUGGAGGAUCAACUUCGCCUUGCUCAAGAAAGGGGAAGGAUUCAAUGGGAAGCCCGGAGAGCUCUGAAUGCAACACACAUGCAGGUCCCACAUGUCGUGCGCGUGCAGGCCCCAGCGCUGUGUGCUGUGCGUGGCGUGCGUGGCGUGCGUGGUGUGCCAGUGGCGACCCCGAUGCGCGGUGGUUUCCAAAUGCAGCCGCCAGUGCGAAUGAGAGCUGUUCCGGCGGCGUCACAGGCAACUCAUAGCCGUCCGGAGCUUUCGCCGCAGUGCUUCGUGCAAUCGCAGAAUCUGCUUCGCGAAGCGAAUGGACUGAAUGCAAGGCACAACAUGAGAGUUCAACAGGGCCAGCCACGAAGGAUCGAAACGAGCCAAUCGAGUGACGAUGUGGCUAUCGCCCGAUUGUUGCAGGAAGACUUGCAGCACGAACAACAGAGGCGCAGCCCUUCGUCUGCACAAGCGCGAGCUGUCAGAUCUGUGCAACUGCAUGCGGAACUACAUGGGCGCUUCGAAGGGCAUCAUCAGCGUUACGUUCAGCAGUUCCAGGAUCUCCAGCGCCAGAGUCAGCAGUUGCUUCGGCGUGUUCAAACAGUGUCAGCAGAUGCCGCAGCUCGACUUUUUACGAUUCCUCGUGCUGCUCCACGGAUUGACAGCGCCGGAGGAGAAGAUUCCCAAGCGGGAGCAGCUGAAGAGGAAGAUGAAUCUGAUCAUACGAUGCUAUCUGAGCGGACGAGGAGUCCCAGCCCGAUUCGGGUCAACGAGACUGGAGAUCUGCUGCACUUGCACGAGGGACUGGCGCCACCACCGAGAGCAGAACCUACACGGAGGCCGGACAGCCCCCAUCCAGAUGCCAGCUACAUGAAUGAUCUGAAUGGUUGGGGCGAUGACGUGCUUUCUCCACCAUCGAUCUUUCGGCCUUCCACGCGCGGGACGUUUGCACAGGGAUGGCGAACGGAGGCGGCACAGGAGCCAGAGGAGGCUUGCUGGGAUGCUGGAGCCACUCAUGAGUGUACCAUAUGCUUCGAACCGAUGCAGCCAAGGACGGCGAAGACCCUCCACUGCAUGCAUGUCUUUCACCAGCGCUGCAUCGAUAAAUGGCUCCGCGUGGAUCCUGCAGCGCGAUGCCCCAUCUGUCGCACGCCAGGUUGUUUGUCCCUCCCUCAGGCCCACCAGAUGUGA
Messenger RNA from Cladocopium goreaui, 1284 nucleotides. Lineage: Eukaryota; Dinophyceae; Suessiales; Symbiodiniaceae. The record is from the annotation of a GenBank genome assembly.